This is a messenger RNA of Anguilla anguilla (European eel), 2148 nucleotides long. It is a transcript of the gene vstm4a, whose product is annotated as V-set and transmembrane domain containing 4a. The record is from RefSeq and is a predicted model, not a curated record. The transcript is spliced from 8 exons. Bases 68 to 1021 code for a protein of 317 amino acids. Lineage: Eukaryota; Metazoa; Chordata; Actinopteri; Anguilliformes; Anguillidae.
AUCCCUGCAUUCGUCUCCCUCCCAGCCGAUCGGCAGGGUUUAUGGAGUCUCUGGGUUUGCGGGGAAAAUGAAAAUCUCUUCACUGGUCGUAGUUCUCCUGACUAGAUCUUUCGUCGGAGAAGUCUGCGCGGCCCUGAACGUGACGGUGACCCCGGGGCCGGUCGUCAUGUGCCCGGAGGGGUCGAACGUCACCCUGUCCUGCCGAGUGUCCGCGCGGAAGUGGGCCAGCAGCCUGCUGGUGGUGCGCUGGCUGUACGCCCGCCAGCAGGGGGCGCAGGAGCACCUGAUCGUCAAGCUGAACAUGCGGAAGGGCCAGUUCUACGGGAACUACACGCGGCGCUUCGCCCAGCCCAAGCUGAGGCUGUCGGAGGAGGAGGAGGAGGACGAGGGCAGGGCCUUCAGGCUGCAGGUCCUGCGCGUGUCCCAGGACGACGAGGGGCGCUACGUCUGCAGGGUGCAGGAGAUCCGGAAGCACCGCAGCCGCUGGCGGGCGUUCUCCAACGGCACGGCCGCUGCUGAGCUGCGAGUACACACUUUGCAGGCCGCCAACAACAAGGAAGGGAUAUGGCGGCUGUUUCAAGACGUUUACCUGUGUGCCCUGCUGCUUUGCUCCAUCGGGCUCGUGUGCAUGUUCCUGUUCCUGGUAAUCACCUCAUGCCAGUACCUGCAGAGGAAGCGGAGGUUGAAAGCCACUUACAAUUUGGUCAAGAGCCCUCAGAACAGUUCGGGGGAGACGGUUACCAGUAUGAUCGGCUCGUCUCCAGGGUUACCGCGGAAACAGACCUCCAAAGAUCCACCCAGCGGGAUGCCUCCCGACAUACCUCUGAAAGCACCAAUGGGAGAAAAGAUGAGAAGACCAAAACUUUUAAAGGUUCAACCAAGAAAAGUGGUUUUGCCAAAGAUCACAGAGGAGAGCCUGACGUACGCCGAGCUGGAGCUGGUGAAGCCGCAGACCGAGACAAAGACGGCCUGCACAGGAACGGUCUACGCCCAGAUCCUCUUUCAGGAAAAGCAAAUGUAAAUAAAAAUGUAUUAUACGCCGUUUCAUGCCAAAAGUGUAUUUAUAAAGCCGCUUGUGCCAUUUUGUUUUCCGUUUUGUGUCAGAAAGGUGUGCCCUAACUGAAUAUAAUGGUGAAGGUUUUCUGUGCGUAACGUACUGAACAAAUGGGUUUUCUGUGCUUGAUGUACCGAACCAAUGUGAAUCUUUUUUUUUUUUUGUUUUUGUUCAUAAUGUUACCCCUCGUACUUUUAGGAGUAGGUUCAUCUGCAUUUGAAGGAGUACAAGGACUCUGUUUGAAAUCACGUUUGCACGUGUACAUUGAAGGAUACUUUUAAACGUUAAUUUUCCUGGACAAAAAAACUGGUUUCCCGGUUUUCAAUUAUGAGCACUGCCAUGUUUGUUCAUCACUGUUGUUCAUGUCUUCCAUAUUGAUGCUAGAACCAUCAACCUAAUAAGCCAAGUAAAUCAAAUAAUAAAGUAAUAUUAACAUCCGGUGUGAAGAAUUUUAGCGGUCUGCUACCAAUAAGGCCCUUCACACACCUGCUAAAAAGUAUUAACAUGUACAUAUAAUGAUAUACAUACAAAAACAUACAAUUAUAUAGAAAUAAUUGUUCUGUGUGGGGAAAACAUCUUAUGAAUUUAAGGUUUUAGGCACGAGUCUGUAAGGUUUCAAAUCAUAUGCGAUCACAAAUCUUCAUUGUUAUGAAAAGCGCCUGUAAAAUGUUAUGGGUUCCAGAUUCAUUAUCCUUGAACAUGUCCGACCAUUCGUAAGGGUUAAAAAAAAGCUCAGAAGCUCACUGCUGUUAUUACUGAUGUUGCAUUUGAGGAUCUAAUAGUGAAUUUCAUAGAGCAUCAACUGUACAUUACCAGUCUCAAACCUCCCUACCACCCCCCUUUCCCCAAAUCCCCCAACCCCCCACCGAAGCAGCCAGCGUCGCCAGUGACUGUGUUGAACCCGCUAAUGGUUACAUUUAUUAAGAAUUAGACUAAUUGUAAUCAUGCUUAAUAAUUAGCUUUACAGUGCAUUAUAAUUGGGUUAGGCUACAAGAUGGUUCUGCCGAGGUGCUAUAAUUUAUUUGAUUUAAUUAUUCGGAGGAGCCCAACAGUUUGACAUUUAAUAUCGUAUUAGAAAAAAAAAAAAAAAAAAA